AUGUUGGUAAUAUAUUGGGUAAAUUUCAAAGACAACUUUUCUCCACGUCAGGAUAUAGUAUUAGUAAUAAAAUUAAUUAAAGGAUAUUUAAAUUCAUAUAAUUUAAAUAUAGAAUCUAAAUUAAGAAAAGAAAGAUUACGUCGUAGAAUAAGAAAAUUAUCAACAAAUAAAAUCUUUGUUAGUGAUGGUGAAUUUAAACAUACUAAUGAUAAAGUAAGCAUUACAUUAUAUGUAUAUAAUAGACAAAAACUUAAUUAUUUAUUAAAAUUAAAAAAAAGAUAUACAAGUUUAUUUAAAAAAGAAAAAUUUUUAAAUAAGUUAAAAUUAAUAAGAAAAGUAGGAUUAAAUAUAUUAGAAAAACAACAAGAAAAUAUAAAAGUAUUAACAAAUGUUUUACCUAAUUAUAAUUCAAAAGUAUAUUCAAUACAAAAUCUUUAUUAUAAAGAUUUUAUAAUAAAAUCUCUUAAAAGAUUAAAAUAUUACAUGCUUUAUAAACAAUUACUUUAUAUUAAUAAAACUAAAUUUGAAUAUUCAUAUUUACAAGGUUUAAUUAAUUUAAUAAGAAAAAUCUAUAAAAAAAAUGUAGAAUUUAAUAUUAUUAAUUUAAAAUACUUUUAUUUUAAUAGUGAUAUUUUUACACAACCAUUAGUAUUAAAACUAAGAAAAGAAAGAAAACUAUUAAGAUAUCUUAAAUCUUUAGUAAAAAAAUCAAAAAUUAAUAAAAUUAAAUUAGAUGAAAGAUCAAGAUAUUUUUUUGAUUUAGAAAAUUUAUUUACUGUAAAUAAUGAUUUUGAUACUAGAAAUAAUUUCUUGAAUGAUUUUAUAAAACAAAAUAAAACAGAAUAUCUUAAAAAAGUUGUGUUAAAUAAUAUUAAAUAUAAAAGAGUAUCAGGUGUUAGAAUAGAAGGUGCAGGUAGAUUAACUAAACGUUAUACUGCUUCAAGAUCUCAACACAAAGUAAGAUAUAAAGGUAAUUUAGUAAAUGUCUACUCUUCUAUUAAAGGUUAUCCUUCAUCAAUAUUAAGAGGAAACUUAAAACCUAAUUUACAAUAUACUAAAUUAAAUUCUAAAUCUCGUAUAGGAUCUUUUGGUGUUAAAGGUUGAGUAAGCGGAAUUUAAUAAUGAUGGUAGCUACGCUGCUCCCACUACCUAAAAUAGUUAAUAAAGAUGAUGAAAUAGUCUGAACCAUUUUGAGAAAAGUGGAAAUAAAAGAAAAUCUUUUAUGAUAACAUAAAUUGAACAGGCUAAUUUGCGCAAGAGAGUACAAAUUGAGUGCGCGGUUUGGCACCUCGAUGUCGGCUUAGCUCAUCCACAUGAAUGCAAAAAUCAUGAAGGGUUCGACUGUUCGUCGAUUAAAGAGCUACAUGAGCUGGGUUUAAUACGUCGUGAGACAG
Molecule: messenger RNA, 1394 nt
Organism: Aspergillus ruber CBS 135680
Lineage: Eukaryota; Fungi; Ascomycota; Eurotiomycetes; Eurotiales; Aspergillaceae
Exons: 2
Coding region: 1-1104 (367 amino acids)
Biological process (GO): translation
Molecular function (GO): structural constituent of ribosome
Source: RefSeq, a predicted model, not a curated record